AUGUUUAGGAAAAAGACGCGCCAUAUAGAAAAUGUAAUGAACAGGUUGAUAACAUUGUUACAGCUUUUAGCUGCAGCUGUUUCAAAGUUAUCGAAAUUAUCGGUUUCAAGCCAUAUUAAUUAAUUGAUUAAUUACGAAACAUAACAUUUUGGGCUGGUACAGUUGUGGGACUACAACUGUUAAAACGUUCAGACUUUUACCGAUUUUACUAGUAUCUAGGCUACUGUAGCCAAGCUGUUGUCUGAUUUGGUCUACAAACGUUAUCCGUCUAGCGACCAUGAAUAGGAGCAAGGUUAAGAAAACCUCGACUUGGAUCCGAGGCCAACAAAGUAACAUCUCCUCAUUUUUCUCUUCAAAGAAGAUAGAGAACUCAUCCCCUCAAAAGAUCACUGAGCAAGAGAAGUCGGACGUCGCCAUCUCGUCCGAGCGCAGUCCUCUUGGAAUCUUGGAGAAUAUCCUCUCCUCCCCGGACCUUAUGACUGUUCCUGAGACUCCUGACAGCCAGAUCAGGCCCCCACAGCAAUCUAGCAAGCUCCCUGAAGAUCAACUUUCCAAGUCUCCUGUCAGCCGCAUGCCAGGCUCUAGAGGGAUCUGCUCAAUAAAGGCAACUUGUAGAUUAUCAAUGAGAAAUAAGACAAGCUCACCAGCCACAACCAUAGCUCCAGCCCUGGUCUCUCCAGACCUAGUUCCAGCCCAGGGCCAGACAGGCAGGAAAAAGGCUGACCUGUUUAUGGGCUCUGGGUCUGUGAAGAGGCUUUUCCAUUCAGAGGAUGUUCAGACACCCAAGCGAGCAAGGACCAGCAGCAAGCCAGUCACAAGGCCUUCCCUUAGCACACUGCAGCACACUCGCCUCCCUGGUGAUGGCUUUCUGGAGGAAUGCCUGCAGGUGAUUGGUCGGUCAGACAGUUCAGGCAUUUUAAGUAAAGGUGCCCUGAAGAAGUCCAAGUCUGGUCAGAUUGUAUUGACAGACAAGGGGAAGAUUAAAAAUGAGAGGACAUCGUUAAAGCCACUGUCUGUAUCGUCCUCCAGUGUGUCAUCCAAGAGCAACUCUGGGUCCAUGAGACAGGUUGCAGCACAGAAAGAGGAGAGUGUGUUCACUGUUAUCACAGAGCCGACAGCUACUGUGAAAGCAAACAGCCCCACUAACGUUAAAGACGACGGCAGUCAUGUGAUUUCCAAGAAGACUGAUCAGCAUAUUGGAAAGCUGCCACUAAGGGAAGGGUUAGCUUCUCCAUGUCCACCUGAGCCCCUGAGUAACAAACAGGAAGUAAACAAGCAAGCGGAUGGAGAGGAACCUGAUGGGACAGGUGUGACAUCCUCAGAGAAAGGACAGGUGAGGACAGAGGGUGCUGAUGGGAAGGGUGUGACACCAUCAGAAGACCAUCUUGAGGGUCUGGUAGAAGGCUGGCUUGAUGACCAGAUGGAACAAAGUUUCAAUAAUAUCAAGGAGGACCAGGACAAGUCCAAAAUGGGGAAAAAGAACAUCAUCCCAGACCAUGUGAUCUUGAGCCCAGGUGAGAACAACCGGUACUGGGUUCUAGAUGUCCAGGAAGUCCCUGGAUCUAGAGGAGCUCUGGAGAAACACCUUACCAUCACCUGCUCCAACACCCUCCAGCCCACACACACCUGCAUCCUCCGAGACGGAUGGGUGUCGAGCCCUGUGUCGCGGAGGGACGUGGUUCACCUUGAAGGCAGGUGUGAUUCUGGCACCUGGUUGGUGGACAGAGACUCUGGCUUCCUGGUCCUACUCCCUGACCUGCUGGUCUCUGGCACCAGCAUUUCCAGCGGGAUCCGCUGCAUGAGGCGUGCCGUGCUGGGGGAGAUGUUCAAGAGUUUUGACGGCGGCUCUAAACAAAUGCUGAAUGGAACCAUGGUUCAUGAGAUUUUCCAGAAGGCCGCUAUGAGGGGAGACUUUUCCAUAACGACUUUGCAGCAACUUGCCAAUCAAGCACUGCUGAGCCCCAACUACCUUGGAGACAUGUACAGUCUGAAUCUGAGGCAGGAAGACAUGAGGCAGGAGGUGUGGGAUUACCUGCCUGCCCUAGCCGACUGGGCUAGGGACUACCUCCACACUUCCUCUCAGGCCGGACAGAAACAGAUCACCCUCAAGCUGCCCAGUGACGGGGCUAUGAGCAGGCAGGACUCUGCAUGCAGCGUCACGGUAGCUGAGGUGGUGGACAUCGAGGAGAACGUGUGGUCGCCCAGGUUCGGUCUGAAGGGGAAGAUCGACGUGACGGCCCGGGUCCGGAUCCAGCGCCGUGGCCGAGCCCCAGUGGAGCGGCUCAUGCCCCUGGAGCUGAAGACCGGAAGAGAGUCCAACUCUAUAGAGCACCGCAGCCAGGUUAUCCUGUACACUCUGAUGAGUCUGGAGAGGCGUUGUGAUGCGGAGGCGGGCCUCCUGCUCUACCUGAAGACUGGCAGCCUGCUCCCCAUAGUGGGCAACCACAUGGACCGAAGAGAACUGUUGAAGCUACGGAACACACUGGCUCAUCACCUGGGAAACACUGUAGUGAAGGGCGCGGGACAGACUCGGCUCUCCGCCCUUCCUGACAUCAUUACAGACAGACAGACUUGCAAGUACUGCCCCCAGAGCAGGAACUGUGGGCUCUAUGACCGGGCUGUUGAGAGUAGAUUGCCGGACUAUGCCUCCCAUGAUGCCGUGCAGGCCUUCCUGGAGCAGGAGAGUGGUCAUGUGAUGGAGUCUCACCUGCAGUACUUCAGCCACUGGCUUCUCCUCUGCAGCCUGGAGGCGGUCACUAUGGAGACCAAGAAUGGCCGCAAACGUGUCUGGCUGCAAACCGCAGAGGAGAGGGAGAAGAGAGGAGGGUGUGUCGGGAACCUUCAGCUGAUUGGUGAGGUGAAAGCCCAAUCAGAUGGAGUGUUCAUCCACCGCUUUGAGCGGCGAAGCGGAGCUGCAGACCAAACUGUGAGCGGACUGGCCGUUGGUGACCGGGUUGUUGUGAGCGACGAAAAGUUGCAGCUGGUCGCCGUGGCAACCGGAUACGUGUGUGAUGUCGCUAGUAGGACAGUCAGCUGCACUCUGGACAGGGAUCUGUCCAGGCACAGUGGGGUGGUGUUCCGUCUGGACCAUGAUGAAGGAGUGACCGGCCUGUCCACACAUCUGGUCAACCUCUCCAAGCUCAUGGAGAACAGCCCUCCCAGUCUGAGGCUGAGGGAGCUGAUUGUGGACUUCCGUCCUCCCCAGUUCAUUUCCAGUCUGAGCAGCGUGCUACCCCACGAGGCCAAGGAUACCGUGGCUAACAUCCUCAAAGGGCUCAACAAGCCUCAGAAGCAGGCCAUGAAGAAGGUGCUACUGUGUAAAGACUACACCCUGAUAGUGGGUAUGCCUGGCACGGGCAAAACCACCACAAUCUGUACCCUUGUACGCAUCUUGUAUGCAUGUGGCUUCAGUGUGCUACUGACCAGCUACACCCACUCUGCUGUGGACAACAUCCUGUUGAAGCUGCGCAGGUUCAAGGUGGGCUUCCUACGCCUAGGGCGGAGUCAGAAGGUCCACCCAGACAUCCUGGCCUAUACCGAGGAGAGGGGGCGGGCCGACGGCAUACACACCCUCCCCGAACUGGAGCAGUUCUACAACAAGGAGCUCGUAGUGGCCACCACCUGUAUGGGAGUCAAACACCCCAUCUUCACCCGCCGUCGAUUCGACUUCUGCAUCGUGGACGAGGCGUCUCAGAUCUGCCAGCCCGUGUGCCUGGGACCGCUGUUCUACGCCGAGCGCUUUGUCCUGGUGGGAGACCACCAGCAGCUGCCCCCCAUCGUCCAGAACCAGGAGGCCAGGUCUCUGGGGAUGGACGAGAGCCUGUUCAAACGACUAGAGCACCACAAGGAGGCGGUGGUCCAGUUGACUGUUCAGUACAGAAUGAACAGUAAGAUCAUGUCCCUCAGUAACACGCUAAUGUACGAGGGGAGGUUGGAGUGUGGCUCAGAGCGCACCGCCAGCGGCCUCCUCGCCCUGCCCCACCUAGAAACUGUCCAAUCAGAGCUGGAGCUCUGCCUCACCCGCCCAGAGGACCGGGCCUGGAUACAAGCUGCCCUGCUACCAAACAACCCUGUCUGCUUCCUGGACACUAUCCUGGUGCCAGCAGGAGAGACGGUGGAGCAGGGAGGCGUCAGCAACCAGACGGAGGCGGUCCUGGUCCACCGUCUGCUCAGCAUGGUGCUCAAGGCAGGCUGCAGGGCCAGUGACAUUGGGGUGAUCGCCCCCUACAGGCAGCAGCUGAAGACUAUUUCAGGGCUGCUGGUGGGGUCGGAGUUCAAAGGCGUGGAGGUCAACACAGUGGACAAGUACCAAGGCAGAGACAAGAGCCUCAUUAUCGUGUCCUUUGUCAGGAGCCACCCUGACGGCAACCUGGGGGAGCUUCUUAAGGACUGGCGCAGGCUGAACGUGGCCAUCACCAGAGCCAAACACAAGCUGCUGAUGCUGGGCUCCAUCCCCACCCUGAGACGCUACGCCCCCCUGGAGAAACUCCUCAACCACCUGCAGCAGGAGAACAUGAUAUCCUUUAUCCCCUCCACAAACACACACACACUUGUGUUUGUUACAGUACUUCUAGAUUACUAUGGAUUGUGCUGUCUAAUAAAGUUUUUCUUAACCGCAAGCCACAUAUUCCAGCUCCCUCUGGCAGCUCAUGAGGUGUUACCCAUCAUGCAUCUGUGAUGGAAGGACUGCUAUACACUGUGAGGUGACGUUCCAAAAAUUGAAAUGAAAUAUAUAGAACAGAAUAUGCACUACCUCAUCUGCUGCUUUAAAUGCUCUCCUGAUAUACAUUUCUGUGAUGAAGACCUUUUCAGAAAUUACAUCCAGAUGAUUAAACUGUAUUUGUUCAUCAUCUUGGUACUUGAAAUGGUGCUCACGCUGUGACUUGAAUCUUUUAGAUCAUUGGAGAUUGAUCUUAAGCACUGAACCAAAACAGCAAUGGUGUCUCUUGUUUUAAUUUUAACCAGUUUGAUUUAGCAGGAUGUGAUUCAUUACACUCUUGCAUACAGUAUUUAAUAUGCUGCUCAGUGAAGGGUAAACUGGAAGGUACCAUGUCUAAUUUCUACAUAAUUCUACAAACUUACCUCAGUUGAUGAUUCAUAACAGUAAUAUGUUCAUUCGGAAAAUGUAGUUCUUCAAUCCUUCUACCUAACCUUGACUGAAAACCAGUACUGACCUCACAAAGAAGCAGGCUACUUGUGUUUCACUAGAAAUGUUCCAAACCUCAUUAUGAUUAUUAAUUGUCUUUCAUACCAUCCGUCUUUUAUUAUGUGUAAUAAUAAGAAUUUUGUAUUGUGUAAUUUUGUAUUUUCUGUGAAUAAAUUAUUUUAAUUAUU
Messenger RNA from Osmerus eperlanus (European smelt), 5334 nucleotides. RefSeq names its product DNA replication helicase/nuclease 2 (gene dna2). The coding region runs from base 278 to 4678 and encodes 1466 amino acids. The transcript has 22 exons. Gene Ontology annotation, molecular function: 5'-flap endonuclease activity; single-stranded DNA helicase activity. NCBI's taxonomy places the organism in Eukaryota, Metazoa, Chordata, Actinopteri, Osmeriformes, Osmeridae. Gene Ontology annotation, biological process: replication fork reversal. Gene Ontology annotation, cellular component: cytoplasm. The record is from RefSeq and is a predicted model, not a curated record.